This is a messenger RNA of Bathycoccus prasinos, 1374 nucleotides long. Its product is annotated as diphthamide biosynthesis protein 1. The record is from RefSeq and is a predicted model, not a curated record. Gene Ontology annotation, molecular function: 2-(3-amino-3-carboxypropyl)histidine synthase activity. Gene Ontology annotation, biological process: protein histidyl modification to diphthamide. NCBI's taxonomy places the organism in Eukaryota, Viridiplantae, Chlorophyta, Mamiellophyceae, Mamiellales, Bathycoccaceae. The transcript has a single exon. The coding region runs from base 1 to 1374 and encodes 457 amino acids.
AUGGGGACGACCAAAACGAACGACUCUUUCGCUUUGACGACGUCGGCGACAAAACCAUCGUCCACCGUCGUCCGACAUUUUGUGGGCAACCAAAUCCCUUUGGCCAUUCUCAACGAUCCUAAUCUCGCUCGAGCGGUUAAACCGUUACCGGCAAACUAUUCCUUUGAAAUCCAUAAAACCAUCUGGCGGCUUCGCACCGGGAACGUCUCUCGAUUGGCGUUACAGUUUCCCGAGGGGUUACUCUUGUACGCGACGACGUUGGCGGAUAUAUUCAAAGUUUUCGUUCCUUCGAUAAAAGACGUGGUGAUUCUCGGCGACGUGACGUACGGCGCGUGCUGCGUGGACGACUACGCGGCGACCGCGUUGGGGUGUGAUUUUUUAGUGCAUUACGGACACAGUUGUUUAGUGCCGGUGUCGAUGACGACGUGUAAGACUUUGUACGUGUUCGUGGACAUUUUAUUCGACGAGGAACACUUGGUGCAGUCAAUAAGGAAGAAUUUUCCGAACAGGACGGAUAAGAUUGCGUUAGCGGGAACGAUUCAAUUUGCAUCGGCGAUCGGGAAGGUGCGGGAGACGUUGCGGCCGUUUUACGAGUGCUUCGAUGUCGGGAGGACGAAACCUUUGAGUCCCGGGGAGGUUUUAGGGUGCACCGCGCCAAGUUUAGGAGAUGGAGAGGUCAUGGGAGCGAGAAGUGGAGAUUCAAUGGGAGAAGAAGGAAAGAAGGCGCACGAUGCAAUUGUGUUUGUGGCGGACGGUAGGUUUCAUUUGGAGGCGAUGAUGAUUGCGAAUCCAAACGUGCCGGCGUAUAGAUAUGAUCCGUACGAACGGGUUCUGACGAGAGAGUAUUACGAUCACGUCGGGAUGCAAAACGUGAGAAAGAGCAUGAUUUUACGCGCGAAGAAAGCAAAGAAAUUUGGUUUGAUUUUAGGGACGCUCGGCAGGCAAGGUAAUCCCGCGGUGCUGGCCAGACUGGAGCGGUUGUUCGAGUCCAGGAAUAAAGAAACGGUUGUAUUUUUAAUUUCCGAGAUAUCUCCGGAGCGGAUAGCUUCGCUAAGCGAAAAUGGUGGCAUAGAUGCGUUCGUUCAAGUGGCGUGUCCGAGGUUGAGCAUCGAUUGGGGCGAAGCGUUUAUUGUGCCGGUGCUGACGCCGUACGAAGCGUACAUUUGUUUAGAAGGCGCAGAGGCGUGGGACGACGUGAACACCGUAUUAAGCGAAGGAAAAUAUGAAAAGAAAGAGGUUCCGAGUUAUCCGAUGAAGUAUUACGCUGACGACGGGGGCGAGUGGACGAGCUCGCGGUUCGCGGAGCGACAGAAGAACAUGGGCAAUCGCAGAGACAAACCUUCGGUGCGACUCGUGGUGAGUUCCGGGAAUUAG